This is a messenger RNA of Kogia breviceps (pygmy sperm whale), 783 nucleotides long. RefSeq names its product coiled-coil domain containing 70 (gene CCDC70). NCBI's taxonomy places the organism in Eukaryota, Metazoa, Chordata, Mammalia, Artiodactyla, Physeteridae. The record is from RefSeq and is a predicted model, not a curated record.
AUGGCACAGAUGCCAGGGCUUGCCCUCUGGGAUGUGAUACUCAAGGGACAUGUUCUCUCUGAUGCCCACAUAGGGUUGGGCCAGCUGACCUGGACUCAGCCGGCAGCCCUGUCCUCCAUCGCAGUCACCCCACCAUCCUGGCUGACCAAGACAAUGUUUCCCUUCAAGGUGAGCAAAUGGACGGAGCUUGCCUGCUUCCGCUCACUGGCGGUCUCCUCAUCCAACAUUCGCCAGAAGAAACUGAUCCACAAGCUGCAGGAAGAAAAGGUGUUCCGGGAAGAGAUGAGACACGUCCGUCAGAAGAUAGAAGAGAUGUGGAAUUUCCGUGGCAAGAUCUGCACUUUCAGGGGCCAGAUCUUGGGCAUUUGGGGAGAGAGACCUUUCUGGGAAGAGGAGAGAACCUUCUGGAAAGAGGAAAAAGCCUUCUGGGAAAUGGAAGAAUCUUUCUGGGAAGAAGAGAAAGCCUUUUGGAAAAAGUACCGAAUCCUCUGGAAGGAAGAUAAGGCCUUCUGGAAGGAGGACAGUGCCUUGUGGGAAAGAGACCAGAACCUCCUUCAGGAGGACAAGGCCCUGUGGGGGGAAGAAAAGGCCCUCCGGGAGGAGGAGAAGGCCCUCUGGUGGAAGGGGUCGCUCAGGCUGUGGAGGAGCACAGGCUGGCAGGGGGGCACCGCAACGGCAAUGGGGGGCCCCGGUCGGCAGCCUCCUGCUGCGGCAGGAUGUGAGCGCAGGAGACGAAGGGCUGGGGGGUCCACACUGCUGGACUGGGACUCGAGGCCGGGGUGA